Hydra vulgaris (swiftwater hydra) is the source of this 1270-nucleotide messenger RNA. RefSeq lists its product as uncharacterized. Lineage: Eukaryota; Metazoa; Cnidaria; Hydrozoa; Anthoathecata; Hydridae. The record is from RefSeq and is a predicted model, not a curated record.
AUAAUGAUCUAAAUCCUUUCUUAGAGCUGUGUUUAUGCUCUAUUUGUUGUAAAGUACCACAAGCACCUGUUACAUUAAAAGAUGCGAGCACUUGUUCUGUUUUUUUUGUCUUGCUAAAGAAAUGAAACUAAGUUAUAUUCAUGAAACUUUUUGCCCAAAAUGUAAAGAAAAAAUAUAUUACAAUGGUUUGUUGACUAGUAAGCAAACUGAUGCUCUUUUCAAAAUGUUAACACUAGUAUGUUUUUUAUGCAUUACUAAAUUCAAUGCAUUAAAAGAAUAUGAGUUUUAUCUUGUUUAUAAAAGUAAAUGUGAUAAGGAAAAUACAUCAUUACAGUCAUCACCAGCAACAUCGCCUAAAAGUAACAGUAUUAGUGAUGUAUUUAAAAUAAAUAAAGAUAAUAUUCCACAAGAACUAGAAGAAGCAGCGCUUCAUAUUAUUACACUAAAAAUAAAAAAAUCUGGAGAGAAUGUAGCUGAGUUUAAAAGUGGUGGUCCUAGACCAAUAAUAUUUACACAGACACCAAAAGCUUAUGUCAAAAGCGACCAGGCAUCAAUAUCUACAAUACGACUUUGUAAUAACAAUAUUACAAAUCAUUUAGAAAUUGUAACAGGCAAUUUAGGUGAUUCAGUUGUAAAGCAAACAAAUAAAUUAAUAAAAUCCUUUACCAGACAAUCAGAGACCAGACAAUCCAUAUUAAAAAGUGCAAAGAUUAACCACACUGAUAUAAAUGCAAGUGUAAUGGUAGCUAUGAAAACAGACAUGGGUCUUUCAUUGGAAAAACUUAAAAUAAUGUCCAUAUGGCUCAAAACAUUUGGUAUAAACACUGCAUCAAAUGAUUCACAAAGAAUGGUUGCAGAAAGUUGGUCUGGAAAUGACAUAAUUGUUGAAAAUGCUCCUUUCACAUUUCAAAAAGAAGAAAAAAAUUUUGAAAUUAAAGAAGCUCCUUGGGGUUAUAUUACUGAUUUACGUAAACAUAUUUUUAGAUAUCUUGAAAAAUUGGAAAGUUGUAAUGGUCUGGUGCAUCAUAAGUUCAUUCCAGAUAAAGAAAUUCAAAUAAAAAUAGGAGGAGAUUAUGGUGGGGGUAGUUUCAAGAUGAGCUAUCAGAUUGUCAAUACUCUAAACCCAAACAGUAUCGAAAAUACGAUUGUUUUUAACAUGUUUGAAGCAAAGGACUACAGAGUAAAUAUUAAAGUAGCCAUGACAAGAUUUCAAAAACAAAUAGAAGACCUCCAAAUAAUUAAAUAUAAGUAUGUUAUAAGUAUGUUCUAA